AGGCCGCUGGAGUUUUUAAUCGUUUUUAGCAUUAAAAACUCCCACAUUUCAGACAAAACAGUAUAGGGCCAUUUUGGGAAAUUAAGCACCUUUUUUAAUGGAAGCUGAGGUGAAAACCUGCUGAGGGGGAGCAGAGGAUUCCGCCAAGAAGAGGAAAUCUCGGUAGAAAGUCAGGAGAAACGCUUGGAGGGAAGAAGUUAAAGCUCUCCAUGCAUUCUGGGUCUCAGAGGUGACUGAAGCAUCUGUCAGGAUGACUGAACGUCGAUAGAGCGGUGCAGGAGGAAGAGGAGGAAGAGGAGGAUCCACCAGGACUGAUGGCUCGGAGACGACCAAAGUGGCAUUUCCUCACCAUCGACAUCAUUCAGCGUUGAGGUUUGCAAAGCAGCAAGAUUUCAGGUGAUGUUGUGAAGAAACUCGGCGGAGCGAUGCAGGCGGAGAAAUAUGAGCCCCCAGCUUCCUGGCCCAUCGGGAUGGAGUGGCGACCUCGCACCACUAGGGGCGCCAGCGGCCGCGCUCCAUGUUACCGUGGACAGUGCGCAUGCUCACUGAGUGUUGUUGGAGUCAGCUGGUGGUUCUCAGUUCGGCUGAAACAUCAAUGGAAACGAAGCCACAACCGAGCGGAUAGACGUCUUUCACAGAAUCGACACGCUCGGAUGGAGCCGGAGGACCAGGAGGAGGAGGAGGAGGCGGCCGCCAUGCUGUGGUCCAUCCAGGAGGCUGAGGAGAGGCAGACCCAGCAGAUCGGAGCCUCGGCCUGCGGGGCCACGGCGGUGGUGGACGUCCUGAAGGCCCUCGGACUGGAUGUGACCCCGGAAGAAGCGGAGCGCUGCGUCCAGACCCGCCUGAGGAGGAUCGAGGCUCCGCUGCCAGACUACCUGCUCUCCCGCAGCGAAGCUGGUGCGACUCACGCCCAGCUGAUCCGAGGCGCCCGGGAGGCCAGCGGCGGGAAGGCCGUCGGCCGCUUCUUCCACCUUCAUCCGCGGCGGAGCGUCAGGUUGGUUCCGUGGCUCGCACGCUGGAUCAAGAAGGGCGCCGUUCCCGUGGCGACCAUGAACAUGCAGGUGGGCGUGGCCGACGGCGAGGAGGUUCCCGACGCCUGGCACCAUCAGCUCAUAUUUGGAGCGGCACCCGGAGCCGUGUUCACGACCAACCCUUUGGAUGUGGUCGGUGAGGUCGAAGUUCACCAGCGACUCUGCAGCGACUCGGUGCUGCUGGUCCGUCGGGACGACGUUCUGCAGAGGUUGACGUCUGGCGGUCUGCUCUCUGACCUCUCCCAGAUCCAGGGCGACCCGCGCUGGCGGCAGCUGGACGUGGAGGGUCAAGUGAGGCAGAUGCUGUUGGAGGAAGAGCUGGAGGACGGGCCCAGGACGGCUCACGUCAGGAUCCCCGCGGCGUACAGUUCAGGGGUCACGCUGUUUGGGCCGACGGGUUCAGACGUGGCUCAGCAGAUCCUGCAGGCUCCUGAACUUCCUUUGCUGUGACGACAGAAAAGCCGAGCGGAGAAACUGUGGAACGGAGAGCAGCUCUGUGACGAUUCUCCUCCAGUUGAUUUCUUUCAGAAGCAAUAAAAGCCUGAACUCUGUCCCAGAUACGAGAAAUAAAGAGUUUUUCAUCUUGGCUUCA
Messenger RNA from Poeciliopsis prolifica (blackstripe livebearer), 1623 nucleotides. RefSeq lists its product as uncharacterized. The record is from RefSeq and is a predicted model, not a curated record. The transcript is spliced from 9 exons. NCBI's taxonomy places the organism in Eukaryota, Metazoa, Chordata, Actinopteri, Cyprinodontiformes, Poeciliidae. Bases 426 to 1481 code for a protein of 351 amino acids.